AUGGCUGCUGCGGGGGGUCACAUCCAGCGUCUCCGUGAUGAAGCCACUUGCUCCAUCUGCCUGGAAUACUUCAAGGAUCCAGUGACCAUCCCAGAGUGUGGGCACAACUUCUGCCAAUCCUGCUUGAUCCAGUGCUGGGGGGAAUCGGAGGCAGAGGCUUCCUGCCCUCAGUGCAGAGAAAGAGUCCAGAGAAGGAGCCUCAUCCCCAACCGGCAAUUGGCUAAUAUGGUAGAAAUAGCCAAGAAUCUCAGCCUUCAGGAGGGAAAGGAGGAAGGAGGGAAAGGAGGAGUCUGCGAGGAUCACCAGGAGCCCCUGAAGCUCUUCUGCAAAGUCCACGAAGCCCCCAUCUGCCUGGUGUGUGACAGAUCAAAGGAACAUGAAAAUCACAAGGUGAUUCCUCUGAAGGAGGCUUUUGAGGAAUACAAGGUAGGAGAUCCCUGGAUCUUGAGGGGGAGAAAUAGCUGUGGAGUCAUCUUGGGAGGUUUUCUUUUUAAUUCUCAGGUCCAAAGUAGGCGUGGCAUUAAUUGGUGGUGGUUUAUUAUAUAAAAAGCAGCCUGAGGGCUCCUGGGAUGACUGGGAUGAGGGAGUUGAAGUCUUUCUCUCUGCCAGAAAGGGUUAACCUCAUUCACAUCCCGCAGCUGGUUGCUUUGUAAAUAUUUAGAACACUACAAAUCUGCCAGGAUUUGUGGACUUUGUUCCCGUUGCCUGGGGGAUCCCGGCCACGUCAGAGCCCGGCCAGCCAAUCCGGUGGCCAGGGCAGUUUAAACCGAGGAGCAGCCAGAGGACUUCCUCUUUGGCUCGCUUCCUCAAUCACCCGCCUUCCCUCCCUAUUCGCAGGUUAGGCACUGGCCUUGCUAUGGACUUCGGUUGGUUGCCUUGGUUGUCCAAGGGGCCUGGUAGGAAUUUUUCCACUUGGCAAAUUGGCGCUGGCCACUUGGUUUUUGCCCACCUCACAACUUUGUUAAGGUUGUGGUUAGGCAUUGUUUGACCUUGUGUGGGGGAGGGGAGGUGUGGCCACCACCUGCCCCUCCAUGCUUAAGGGUAUUCUGUUAAAGGAAUCUGGGGGUCUUGAUCUUGUCCAAAGCCCGGUUGGGGGCUAGGGACUUGACACGACCCCGACGGGAACACCAGGGGGAGAUUGAGUUGAUUCGCUUCAACAGGGCUCCCCCUACUGGGGACCUACCCUUACUGGACUUCCGGCACAGCGGGCAGGAGCCAGAUAUAGUCAGGGCCAAUCAAUACCUAAGCCAAUGCCGCUCACAUUCUGUAAUUCAAUAAAGUUGUGGCCAAAAUUUGCCCAAUAACAUAAACCUAAUAUCUGUGUCCUUGUGUGAGUUAUUUCCCAAUGAGGGGGUAGCUGCAGGGUCUCGACACGCAAAUGUAAAUUGCACAUACACAACUAAGUGCAUGUCUCCUUUGGCUAGCAGAAUGCCUCCUCAAUGCCCUGCAAAGCAGAUAGUAGCAAGGGAUCAGUUACAGGGGGGGGGGGGCAGUGGCCAGGAAUUGACCAGACAGUGCAGGAUCCCCCCUAGGAGUGGGGUGGUGGUGGAAGCACCUACUGGUGGGGAGCACGCUUAUUCUGGGUGUGCUGUGGGGCCUGUGCAAUGAGGUUUCAGGGGGGUGAGGUCUCUGAGGAUCUCCUCCCAUCCCAAAAGGCAAAGGAUUCAGUGGUUCAGAGUAGCAUCUGCAAAUAAAUGUCUCCCUGGGAAUAUAAUAGAUAUUCUGGAAAAACUAGAAGUGAAUAUAAAUAUUAAAGCAGUUUUGAUAUUUGUGGAUGCGGAGAAAGCUUUUGACAAUAUCUCUUGGAGUUUUAUGAAGAAGAACUUACAUGGGAUGGGGGUAGGCCAAGGCUUUGAAAAUGGUAUAGGUGCAAUAUACUCUGAACAAAAGGCUAAAUUAAUUGUAAAUAAUGUGGUUACGGAAGAAUUUAAAAUAGAAAAAGGGACACGACAGGGGUGCCCAAUCUCCCCACUGCUUUUUAUAUCGGUCCUGGAGGUUUUGCUAAACAUGAUCAGAAGGGACCGGAUGGUUAAAGGUAUACAGGUCGGAACUAAACAAUAUAAAUUGAGAGCAUUUGCAGAUGACUUAGUAUUAACGUUUCAGGAGCCAGAAUCUAGUACAAAAAGGGUUUUAGAAUUAAUUCAGGAAUUUGGUCAAGUGGCAGGUUUUAAACUGAAUAAGUUAAAAACCAAGGUUUUAGAGAAAAAUUUAACACCAAUCGAAAAAGAUAGGUUUCAGAAGGAGACAGGAUUGAAUGUGGUAAAGAAAGUGAAAUACUUGGGGAUUAAUAUGACAGCAAAAAAUGUGAACCUAUUUAAAGAUAAUUAUGAAAAAUGCUGGGCUGAAGUGAAAAAAGAUCUAGAAAUUUGGUCAAAUUUGAAGCUUUCAUUGUUGGGCCGAAUUGCUACGAUAAAGAUGAAUGUAUUGCCGUGAAUGUUGUUUUUAUUUCAGACAUUGCAAAUUGUGGACAAGAUGGACUGUUUUAAGAAGUGGCAGAGAGAUAUUUCUAGAUUUGUCUGGCAGGGCAAGAAGCCCAGAAUAAAAUUUAAGAUAUUGACAGAUGUAAAGGAAAGGGGUGGAUUUGCCCUGCCAGACCUUAAACUUUAUUAUGAAUCAGCAACUUUUUGCUGGUUGAAAGAAUGGCUACUUCUUGAAAACACAGACAUUUUGGACUUAGAAGGUUUUCACAAUGUAUUUGGAUGGCAUGCAUAUUUAUGGUAUGACAAGGUCAAAGCCCAUAAAGCAUUUAAAAAUCAUAUUGUCAGGAAAGCUUUGCUUAAUGUCUGGAUAAGAUAUAAGGACUUGCUGGAAAACAAAACCCCAAGGUGGCUGUCACCAAUGGAAGCAAAAGCUUUGAAAAGGCUCAAUAUGGAGGCCAAAUGGCCGACAUAUUGUGAAAUUUUGGAACAAGAAGGAGAUAAAUUGAAAUUGCAGAGUUUUGAAAAAUUAAAAAACAAAGUGAGAGACUGGCUUCAUUACUAUCAGAUAAUGGAGGCAUAUAAUUUGGAUAAGAAGAUUGGCUUCCAGGUGGAAAAGUCAAAAUUAGAAACAGAACUGUUAGAACCCAAAACUAAGAAUUUGUCAAGAAUGUAUAACCUGCUGUUGAAAUGGAAUACUCAGGAUGAAACGGUGAAAUCUGUUAUGAUCAAAUGGGCACAGGAUGUUGGACAUAAUAUUAUGUUUGCUGACUGGGAACAGUUAUGGACCACAGGUAUAAAGUUUACGGCAUGUAAUGCCUUAAGAGAGAAUAUUAUGAAAAUGAUAUACAGGUGGUACAUGACCCCAGUCAAGCUUGCAAAAAUUUAUCAUUUGUCCGAUAACAAAUGUUGGAAAUGUAAAGAAGUUGAAGGUACAUUCUUUCACCACUGGUGGACGUGCCCAAAGAUUAAGGCUUUCUGGGAAAUGAUAUAUAAUGAACUGAAUAAAAAAAAGUUUAUGAAGGUCUUUUGGUCUUUUGGCAAACUGUUUGGGGCUGCAGGGACUUUAAUGGCGAAUAAAUUUCUUUACUUUCUAUGAACUACAGUAAUACUCCCCCUAGUGGGGUUUUGGAUUUACAAGUGCCUGGGAACAAACUUUAUUUUGACUCUCUGCUGCCUUGUUAUUUACACUUUGGAACUGUCUUUCCCAUGGGACAAUAUACAAUUUGACCUUGACUCAUAGACAGGUGUGGAAUGAGUGGCCAACCGAAAACAAGAUCUGCUAAAACGAAAGCAAGACAAGCCCAACUUGUGCAAACAACUUUGACUACUCAGUCACGUAGAUCAUCUGUCCCAGCUGUUUUGGGAGUACAAGAAAAGGAAGCUGCACAGCCUGCAUCAGAGGAUAUGGCUGAAGGAGGAUCUGAUACCUUCCUAAAACAAAUGCUAGAUCAAUUUGCAAUCUUGAAUAAGAAGGUGGAUGACCAAUCGGCAAAAAUUGAUCAAGCCACAUCCUCUAUUACUAAACUGUCUGACCAAGUUGCACAACAUACACAAGUUAUUGGGAAUCUCAAGGAAGCAACUGUGGAAAAUCGGAGACUGGCUGAGGCAGCCAACGAAAAAGCAGAACAAGCAAACCAGAAAGUUGAGGCUAUAAAAGGGGAGGUAAGGCCGCUACACAAGCACAUCAGUGACCAGCAGGCCUACCUGUCUAUGGUGGAAUUGAGAAACCGGGAAAAUAAUCUGAGACUAAGAGCUAUCCCAGAGCUCGAAUAGGAAGAUUUGAUUGGUUAUCUGACAGCAGAAUUUUCUAAGUUCUGGGGUAUAGAAGAGGACAAAGAUUUCAAGAUUACAACUGCGUUUAGAUUGGGAAGAGUCGUGAGGAAGGACAGGCCCAGAGACUGUCUGAUUAUUUUGAGAUCCAAGCAGGAGAGAGACAAAAUACUAGGCCUCCAUUUCAAGAAAGCACUUGAUAUUCAAGGCAAAAGAGCAGAAUUUUACAGAGAUAUUCCUAAACAACUUUUGGACCUUAGAGCUACAUAUACAGACCUAGCAAGACUGUUGAGAGGUAACGCGAUUCCUUACAGGUGGGAGUUCCCCCAAGGUUUAUCUUUCAACUUUAAAGGAAAGAAAGUUAAAAUUAAAACAACAGAAGAUAACCAGAAGUUCCUGCACGACCACGGAGAAGACCUUCAGAAGGGAGCAGUAGCUUCUUGGCCACCGCCACCGCCUGGAAUAGUACAGACACCUACACCCUCGGGCUCAGAAGAAAAGGAAGACACCCCACUAUAGGAACAACAGAUUGAUUCAGGAUGUCUCUGCAGCUGUACAGUUGGAAUAUAAAUGGCGGGAAUUCCCCGGAAAAAAGAAGAAGGAUUUUCCAUAUUUUGAAAAAGGAACAAUUGGAUAUUAUCUGCUUGCAGGAAACGCAUGUGACUAGACUCCACAGGAAAGUGCUAAUUAACAAAAGACUAGGUCAAGAAUUUAUUUCAUCAGAUAGAGUCAAAAAAAGAGGCGUGGUGAUCUACGCAAAGGAGAACUUGUCACCGAAAUUUUUAUUUAAAGAUGAGCAAGGAAGAAUUUUGGCAAUUGAAAUUCAAACACGGAGAAAAAUUUUUGAUAUUAGGAAUUUAUGCACCAAAUGAGGGGAAAUCGGAAUUUUACAAGAAGCUGCAUGAGAUAAUGCUGGACUAUCUGGACUAUACCAACAUCAUAAUGAUGGGCGACAUGAAUGGGGUGGUGUCUACUCACAUGGAUAAGUCACAAAAUCAAAAUUUAACCAAAGACGGCAGACUACCUAAAACCUUUUUUGAACUAACUGACAACAUGGACUUGAUUGACAUCUGGAGGACAAGGAACCCCUUAGGUAAAGAAGGAACAUUCUUUUCUGAGGCCCACCUGUCAUGGACAAGAAUCGACCAAAUAUGGACAACUAGAGGGCUGGCACCUAAGACUAGAAAAGUGGAAAUCUGCCCAAAGACUUGCUCCGACCAUAACGCCUUGAAAGUGGAAUUGAGACUUACUCCAACCGGUUCUUUCAGAUGGAAAAUGAAUGACACCCUACUAAGAGAUCAGGAGAUUGUGAAGAAGGCCCAAAAAACUUUAAAGGAUUAUUUUGAAAUCAAUUUGAACACCUCGGUGGAAAAGAGAACAGUCUGGGACGCAAGUAAAGCAGUAAUGAGAGGGUUUCUGAUACAACAGAACACAAUCAAGAAAAAACUUUGGAAUGAAAAAAAGGACAGGAUAUUAGAGAAGAUAAGAGACGGAGAGAAAAAACUGAGACUAAAACCAAAAUCAAAAGAGGUUUUAAGAGAAAUCAAAUUCCACCAAGCACAAUAUGCGAAAUUGAUAAACCAAGAAGUGGAAUGAAAAAUUAAACAAAUGAAACAAAGAUCAUUUGAAUCGGCGAAUAAAUGUGGAAAACUGCUAGCAUGGCAGUUGAAAAAGAGACAAAAACUGAACUUUGUUACUAAUCUAGAGGUGGAAGGGAGAAAUAUUCAGAAACCAGAAGAAAUUAGAAAGUGUUUCCAGAAAUAUUUCAAAAAACUCUACACACAAGGGCCUCAGGAAGUGUCUGAGAUAGACCAAUUCUUAAAAGUUAAUGGUCUACCAAAACUAUCUCAGGAGAAGAGGACAAUCUUGAAUUACAGAAUAACACAACAGGAAAUCGAGGGUGCCAUUCAGAAUAUGCAACUAGGCAAAUCUCCAGGCCCAGAUGGACUCACCUCCAAGUACUAUAAGACACUAAAAGACUACUUGAUACAACCACUAAUGGAGGUUUGUAACCAGAUUAUGGAGGGGAGGAAGGCACCGGAAACGUGGAAAGAAGCUUUCAUCACAUUGAUACCGAAACUGGAAACUGAAAAGACUCAGCUUAAGAACUACCGUCCCAUCUCACUCCUAAAUGUGGAUUACAAAAUCUUUGCUGAUAUUUUGGCAAGUAGACUUAAAAAAAUACUUAAUGAAGUAAUUCACAAGGACCAGGCAGGCUUUCUCCCAGGGAGACAUCUGUUUGAUAAUACCAGGAACAUUAUUGAUAUUUUGGAACUUUUACAAACUAAUAUCAAUACGAAAGCUGUGUUAAUUUUUAUCGACGCGGAGAAGGCCUUUGACAACAUUUCUUGGAUGUUUAUGAAGAGAAACUUGGAAGGGAUGGGAGUGGGACGGGGGUUUGAAAAUGGAAUAGAAGCAAUUUAUUCUGAGCAAAAAGCUAAACUGAUAGUGAACAAUGUGGUGACAGAUGAGUUCAAAAUUGAAAAAGGGACACGACAGGGGUGCCCCCUAUCCCCUCUUUUAUUUAUUUCAGUCCUGGAGGUGCUAUUGAACAUGAUUAGGGAGGACCGGUCGAUACAAGGAAUACAGGUCGGAGUGAAACAAUAUAAACUGAAAGCUUUUGCAGAUGAUUUGGUUUUAACAUUACAGGAGCCAGAAUCUAGUACAAAAAGAGUAUUAGAACUGAUUCAUGAGUUUGGUCGGGUGGCGGGAUUUAAGUUGAAUAAGCAAAAAACCAAGGUUUUGGGGAAAAACUUGACAUCUUCAGAAAUAGAUGGGUUUCAGAAGGAGACAGAAUUAAGUGUGGUAAAAAAAGUGAAAUACCUAGGGGUUCAUUUGUCUGCUAAAAAUUUGAAUUUAUUUAAAGACAAUUAUGAAAAAUGUUGGUUGGAAAUCAAAAAAGAUUUGGAAACUUGGUCAAGAUUGAAACUUUCCUUGUUGGGUCGAAUUGCAGCUAUAAAAAUGAAUGUAUUGCCGAAAAUGUUAUUUUUGUUUCAAACCCUACAGAUUGUGGACAGAGUGGAAUGUUUUGGAAAGUGGCAGAAGGAUAUUUCUAAGUUUGUUUGGCAGGGCAAAAAGCCCCGAAUAAAGUUUAAAAUACUAACUGAUGCAAAAGAAAGAGGGGGGGUUUGCCCUGCCAGACUUAAGGUUAUACUACGAAGCUGCAGCCUUCUGCUGGAUGAAAGACUGGUUACUUUUAGAGAACACUGAUGUCCUAGAUCUGGAAGGGUUUAAUAAUUCGUUAGGAUGGCAUGCAUAUUUGUGGUACGACAAGGUAAGGACUCACAAAAUGUUCAAAAACCAUAUUGUCAGAAAAGCAAUAUUUAUGGUCUGGACAAAAUAUAAAGACUUAUUAGAAAGUAAGACCCCGAGGUGGGUAUCACCAGUGGAGGCCAAGGCUUGGAAAAAACCCAAUAUGGAGGCCGGCUGGCUGAAAUAUGGGGAAAUAAUAGAAAAAACUGGUGACAAUUGGAGGUUACAGAGCUAUGAAAAACUAAAGAAUAAGGUGCAAGAUUGGUUUCAUUAUGCUCAAAUUCAAGAGGUUUUUAAGUUGGAUAAAAAAAUAGGAUUCCAGGAGGAAAAAUCGAAACUAGAGACAGAACUGUUAGAACCAAAGACUAAGGUACUUUCGAGAAUGUAUAACUUGCUGCUUAAAUGGAACACUCAGGAUGAGACAGUCAAAUCAGCCAUGAUAAAAUGGGCUCAAGACAUUGGGUACAACAUUAUGUUUGAAGACUGGGAAAGGUUAUGGACCACUGGUAUGAAAUUUACGGCAUGUAAGGCCUUGAAAGAAAACAUUAUGAAAAUGAUAUACAGGUGGUACAUGACCCCAGUUAAGCUUGCUAAGAUAUAUCAUCUGUCUGAUAACAAAUGUUGGAAAUGUAAGGAGGCUGAAGGGACAUUCUUUCACCUCUGGUGGACUUGUCCAAAAGUGAAGGCCUUCUGGGAAAUGAUCUAUAAUGAGUUAAAAAAGGUGUUUAAGUACACCUUUCCUAAGAAACCAGAGGCCUUCCUCCUGGGCAUUGUCGGCCAGAAGGUGUUAAAGAAGGAUAGAACUUUUUUUAUGUAUGCAACUACAGCAGCAAGAAUUCUCAUCGCAAAACACUGGAAGACUCAAGAUUUACCCACACUGGAAGAGUGGCAGACGCAAUUGAUGGACUAUAUGGAACUGGCCGAAAUGACUGGCAGGAUCCGAGAUUUGGGAGAAGAAGCAAUGGAGGAGGAUUGGAAAAAAUUUAAAGAUUAUUUACAAAAAUUUUAUAAGUUAUAUGAACGUUAAGAAUUCGCAUGAUUAGGGAAAUUUAGCUCCAGCAAUAAGAUUAAGGUAUGGUAAAUUAAGUUAUAUUAAUGAAAGGACUAAUGUUUAAAAUAAUAUCACAUACGUUUUUAGUGUAAAUUGACAAUAAGUAUUUUAAACUUAAAUUAUAAUUAUUUGAAAGAACAAAAGAAUGCACGAAAUAAGGUUAUAAUUUGCUGAAAAAUUUUAUUGUAAAGAACGCACGGUGAGGGAGACGUGGGGAAGUCCGGUUGGUUAUGGAAAAAUGUUUUGAAAGGAUGACUUUCUUUUUCUUUCUUUUUUUCUCUUCUGUUAUUUCUUUGUAUAUCUGACUUUGUAUCUCUAUCUGGAAAAAACGUAAUAAAAAAUAUUUUUUAAAAAAAUAUAUAAUGAACUGAAAAAGGUAUUUAAAUACACUUUCCUGAAGAAACCAGAGGCCUUUCUCUUGGGCAUUGUCGGCCAAUUGGUGCAAAAGAAGGACAGAACUUUAUUCAUGUACGCUACAGCAGCAGCAAGAAUACUCAUCGCAAAGUAUUGGAAGACACAAGAUCUACCCACCUUGGAAGAAUGGCAGAUGAAAGUGAUUGACUACAUGGAAUUGGCAGAAAUGACUGGCAGAAUUCGAGACCAGGGGGAAGAGACGGUGAAAGAAGAUUGGAAGAAAUUUAAAAACUAUUUACAGAAAUAUUGCAAAAUUAACGAAUGCUAGAAUGAUGUUGGAUUGAAGUUAAGUGGUUUCUAGCGGUAAUGGUAUAAAAGAAUAUGAAAAAAUUGGAUUUUAAACAGGUAAAAAUUUAAUACUAUAAUAUAUUAAGAUUAAAGAUCAGGAUAAAAUAAGGAUGGAAAGGAAUUGCUGAACUAAUAAAUUGAACUGGAAUACAAAAAAGGGAGGUAUGAGGAGGUCUGGGAAACAAGCAAAUGAAAGAUAAGUGACAAAAAGUUGGAAUUGUUUUUAACUGCUUUUUAUUUUGUAUUUUUUCUUUUUUCUUUUUCAUUAUGUAAUAUUGUGAAAACUUUAAUAAAUAUUUAUAUAUAAAAAAACAGAGUAGCAUCUGCAAAGACUAGGGGGGAAGAUGACUUUGCCAUGACAACUCAGAAUUGGACCUGUGCUAUUAUAUAAAAAAGAUAAAAUUCUACUUCUGCUACAGAAGAAACUUUUUUAAAAAUGCCUUUUAAUCCCUUUUAAAAUAAUUCACUUCUUCUACUACAGUGGUGCAAAAAUGCUCCUGUGUCAUGCAAUGCUAAUAAUGCCACAAAAUAGUAAUGAUAAUGAAACGAAGCUGCCCCUUUGAACUUGCGGGAUGACCAGACUGCAAUCUUCUGACCGAAGGAGCUACUUAGGUGGAUUCUGGCCCAGGAAGAACUUCUUUGGCCCAGAAAUGGAAGAAGCUCUUAAAUCUCCCCUGGUGGUCCAAGCACACGUGGGCUCUGGCUACUGCAGAGAAAAGAACUGACCAGUAGCAGAAAACCUGAAUUGCCAUCUGACCCAGUUAAGUGGCAGAGCAGUGGGGUCCCAAGGAAGGGUGGAAAAGCCCUAGGCUUGCAGAAGAGGGGUUUGGAAUGGGUGAAGUUUUGAGAAGCGCUGCUCUAUUCCUGUAUCUCUAGCCUCUUGGGCUGCCUUUGCUCUUCUCCAGACUAGUUUGUUGCGCUAGAAAACUUUCCCAUCCCAGUUCCGCAGUGGUUUUCAACAAGUUUGCUGUGGCACCUGGGGUGCCUUGAAUGAUGCUCAGGGGUGCUGCUGGCAACACUGGCCUCUGUCCCUCUUUCCUUACCUCCCUCCUGGGAUCUGCCAAAGGCUUGCGCAGCUGUUUGUUGCAGCAGCCCUGGCUACAAGCUCCGCUGGGGAAUGGUGCCUCUGGGGCUGGCCAGGGGGUGUUGGCUGCCAGGAGCUGAGGCGGCCUCGGAGGAAGCAAGGAAACUGGCGAGGGGCCCUUGCUGUUGGGAAGGGACAGACAAGUCCCAGGCCCCUGUGGGGCAGCGUGAGGAGGCACCUCUCUUUGUGGCAGCUCAGAGACCCAGAAGAGGACUCCUAAGGAGAGGGGAGAGGAGGCUGAGAGAGCUCUCCACAAGGGAGGGUGUUCGAGAAAGGGUGAGGGGCUGCAAGCUCUGCAAGCAAGGGGGGACCUAAAUGGGAUCCUGAGCCCCACAGGGACACCGCAGAAAGAAGGUAGUUGGUCAAGGGAGUCAUGCAAACCUCUAGACUCUUUUAUUUCCUCCGGUAAACUACUUUGCUAUUAUAGCAAGGCCACGGAGCCCAAGAAGCCAGUGUAAUAUUCAUCUCUCUGUGGGUCUCUAUCAAACCUGAGUUCUUCCUUUUCUCUUUAGGGAGAGAUCUGUAGCCGCCUGAAGAUUCUGAGGAGAGAGAGAGACGAAAUUCUGGCCUAUCAAGCAGCCCUGGACAAGGAAAGCAAAGACCUCCUUGUAAGAGUGUCUGUUGUUACUAGGGAGGGAACAAGCACUUGAAGAGUUGAGGCAGAACUGAGGAGGGAUGGGGAAAUCUGCCCAUUUCAGCUUCUCCCCAUUUCUCCUUUUUCCAUAUCAGUUUGUUUAUUCAUUUAUUAUUCUGAAAAUGAAUCAGAUGUUAGGGUAGCUACUUCCUUGUAUAAAUAUUUUUAUAUGUACUUUACCCUCAUAAAUACAUUGUUUGUGAACAAAAUUGACCUGGCUGGGUCAACCUUGAGCAAUUCAGAGGUAAGAAUUUCAAAGGAUUGCUCUGUUUUGGUCUCCAUAAUUUUUCAGCAAUAGCAACUUAGGUAAAUUCACUUUUGAAUGCAGCUAAUUUGAGUUUACGGUGGUAGCUUUAGUUAUGAACUUAAUUUGUUCUGGAGGUCCGUUCUUAACCUGAAACUGUUCUUAACUAGAGGCGUGCUUUUGCCAAUGGGCCCUCUUGCUGCCGCUGCGCUGCCGGCACACAAUUUCCAUUCUCAUCCUGGGGCAAAGUUCUCAGCUCAAGGUAACUCUUCCAAGUUAGUGGAAUUUGUAACCUGAAGUGUUUGUAAAUUCACUUUUGAAUGCAGCUAAUUUGAGUUUAUUUUCCAUUGUUGUUUAUUACAUGAAUAGCAGUGAAGGAGAAGCCUGAGGAAUUGUGAGCUGAGAGGCUGGAAGCAGGUCAAUUCAAAUCCUGAUUUACCAUCCAUAUUACUAAAGAGUUGUCUUUCUAAAUGUGCGCUAUUGUUCAUCGUAAGGAAAUUCAGGGAGCUAUGGGGAUAAACUCUGCACUUUCUCUUCAUCCGCCUCUGUUUCUGCGGCCUUCCUACACCUCAAUGGUCCCAGUCUAAACUGAGGGUGUUUUAUGUCCAUGGACGUUCUCUGGACAUCUAUGAACUCUGGUUAUGCCAUGCCCCAAAUCAUGCAGGGAAUAUCCUGUGGGGAUGUUCAGGGAGGCAGGAGAAGAUAUAUUAUUUUAUUAUAUCCUUCAUAACUUUCGCUAGCAAGUUCUAUAACUUAGCAGAGUUGUUAAAUAAUCCUCCUUUUAAAUUACACAGCGGUUAGCUAGUUGCAGGCUCAUCUGAGCCUCACUAUUUAGGAUUCCUGGUUUCCCCUUUUUAUAUCCCUCCUAAAAGAAUAGACACAACCAUCUGAUUAAAGUUAACAUAAAACUAGUUCACUUACAGUCAUCCACUUCACAAUGAGAUUCCUGAAGGCAGACUUAAUUUACAGAACAACAUAUAACUUUGUGAAUUAUCCCAUAAGGGAAAUAGUCUCAAGUGACUGCGACUGAGCAGUCACUUCUCCAAACUCUUAGGAACACACAAUGGAGAAGACACAGAGCAGAACAUGGAGGCCGUGUGCUCCUCUCCCAAGAACAGGCCACACUCACAUUCACUCACAUGCAAAGGAAGUCUGUCUCAGCUCACGAGGAACUAGCAAGUUUUCUCCUGAGUGAUACAAAGCAUUCCCCAGCAUGUGCAUUGUAAAAAGGUAAAGGUACCCCUGCCCGUACGGGCCAGUCGUGUCCGACUCUAGCGCUGUCCGGAGACACUUCCGGGUCACGUGGCCAGCGUGACAAAGCUGCUCUGGCGAGCCAGCACCAGCACAGCACACAGAAACGCCGUUUACCUUCCCACUAUAAAGCGGUACCUAUUCAUCUACUUGCACUUAGGGGUGCUUUCGAACUGCUAGGUGGGCAGGAGCUGGGACCGAACGACGGGAGCUCACCCAGCCGCGGGGAUUCGAACUGCCGACCAUACAAUUGGCAAGUCCUAGGCACUGAGGUUUUACCCACAGCGCCACCCGCGUCCCGUAUGUGUAGGACUGUUGUAUUUGCUUGCAAUACGUUUUUACAUCCCACAUAUCCAUUGCUAGAAAAAAAUGCUCCUUCUUUUAGGCUGUAGCCCUCUGCAAAAUAGAAGUCAACAGGAACAGCAAUGGAGAGGGCCUCCCCUCAAAAUAAAGGUUUACUUCUUUAGCCACUGGAGGUUUCAUGUGUAUGAAAAAUCAGAAGUGUCCUCCCUGUAGAAUUCUCACAAUUCUCUUCCUGAUGAUUUGAAGGCUGAUCACCUUCCACACUCAGACCUCCUCUUUUCUUGCAGAAAUUAACAGAAACGGAGAGGCUGAAGGCCGUGGAGAAGUUCAGAGAACUGCGCCAGUUCCUGGAAGAACAAGAAAAACGUCUGUUGACACACGUGGAAGAGGUGGAGAAGGAGAUUGCAGGGAGAAGGGAUGAGCAACUGGCCAAAUUCUCCAGGAAACUCUCCUCUCUGGAGAGGAUCAUCCAGGAGAUGGAGGAGAAGCGUCAGCAGCCAGCGAGUGAACUCCUGCAGGUAAGAUGGUGGCAGGAACAGCCCAAGGCUCCAGGAAAAGGCUGCCCCUUUCAUGUAUGCAAGGAGUGCAGGGGCUGAGUUGAUGGAGCCUCUAGUCAGGUUUGUAAUGGACAGGAAGACCCAAGAGACCUGGGAUGCUUAACUCACCUGAAUGCAGACAAGAGAUUCGUCUGUGUUCUUGAUGGAACGGGAGCUGAUCUUUUGCUUUUUGCUGAUGCUUUGUCUCCGAACGCCUUUCAGCUGUGGGGGGCUUUGUCUGGGAUGCGUUCAGGCCUCCUUCCGACAUGAGCCAGUCUCUUGACCAAGUUUCUCUUCCUGUUCCCUCCAUGAUUUCUGGGUUGAUCCCCUUCCCCAUGGAUACAGAUGGGCCCAAAAUGGUGCUCAGUCACAGUGACCAAAGAGCAAGACAGAGGGACUCAUCCAGACUGCUGCUUGUCCCACCCCUUUCCUCCAGGAAAACCCACUGUUUACUGCUGAAUUAGAGCAAACCUCAGCCAGGUUUUCUCCGGAUUGAUGUUUGCUUUGAUUUUGCACUAAGGAGCAGGUUUUUCCUGAGGGAAAGCGGCAGGGCAAAGACAAAACCACUUGGACUCGUGUUUUCUGGGCACAAGAAAAGCAGACGUGUGGGUGACCCCAAAGAAACACUGAGCUGUUUUAUUACCCCUUUGGAGGCAUUUUAUGCUGCAGGUGCUUUUUUUUAUUUCCAGAUGGAAAACAGAAUUUGAAAUUUGGGGACUAGGGACAGUGCCCUGGCAGGAUUAUCCUGUAGGCUUACGUUUGUCUGAAUAGCACAAUGCAAACUGGAUUAAAGUUUUUAAAUUAUGGAAAUGUGGAGAAAUUGAAAUCGGAACAAUUAAUAAUUUCAUAUUUGAAAAAUAAAAGCUGUGAGAAACCCAAACUGGCUGAUUCCGCCAUCCCUACCCAAAACCUUGGCAUGUGCCCAGCAGACUGACAUCUGAGGGCCAGGGUCUGAGGGGGUCUUCCUAGUGUGGCCUGUGGUGUGUAGUGAAUUCCCUUCUCUUUUCCCCUCUAGGAUGUGAGGAGGACCUUGCAGAGGUAAGUGGAUCUGGCUCAUUUCCAUUAGCAUCACUCUUUGAAGCUGAGAUGCAAGAACCUUAGACAUGGCCCUCCAGGGGCUGCAGGUGGGAGACUGUAGGACUCACUCCCUGCAGCACCUCACAGGUGAAAGUAGAGCCCCCUCUUCUGAACUUGUAGCCCCCCAACUCUCCCUCCAAGGUUCAAGGUCAACUGCCUCCUCCCUCCCUCCCCACAUCCCUUCACAAAGGGAUGGGGGCUCUUUUCGUUCUCUUGCACUUUCUGUCCAUGGACUUUUUGGUAAUUUCAAACGUCUAGAAGAGGAAGUCCCAAAGAUGCUUGGGAAGAGCUCAGGAUGUAGCAACAGAUUUCAAUGUCCAAGUAGCAUCUUCUCCAAGUAGCAGCCACCCAAUUCUUGGCAGCUUUGGACAUCACUCACAUCCUCUGGAGAAGCUCAGGGAGGGAGGGGUUGCAGGCAUUCCACCUCAGGGGUUUGGUUAAGUCCUGGCACCUUCCCAGAAAGCUGUUAGGGGGCAGCAUUCUUUGAAGCCAUGGGAGCCCUCCGGUGGUGUCGCUUGGGGUUACAUCUUGUCCCCUGUACUGUUUAGCAUCCUUACGAAGCCACUGACCAGGGCUUGGAGGUGGGUGUCAAGAGAUGAAGCUGAAUCCUGGAAAUUACCUGGUGGGAAAUGAACUUCAACUUUGUUCAUGUUAUUGAGAUCUCCUGCAAGAAUUAGGGAGAUGGGGCCACAAUGGGGCCAUUCAUUGUUUUUCUUUUCACCAGGUAUGAGGAAAGAGAGAGUCCAGAGAAGCCACUGGCUUUCCCUCCAGAGCUGAGGAACAGGAUCUUGGAAUCCUGUGAUUUAAAUCACCUUGUGGAGGAUAGAAUGAAUCUAUGGGAAGGUAAUGAAAAAUGGCUGCCAGGAUUUCACACUGGGAAUUCUGUUACUUCAGAACUGAACAUGUCAUCCUCUUAUUAUUGCAUGGAAUUGAGCAAUCCCAGGUUACCUUCCUUCUUGGUGCUCCAGCCUUCAUUUCCUGUCCCCCAGAAUGGCCCAUGUUAUGUAGUGUAGUUACACCCUGGGCCAACAGGGGGAUACUGUAUAUAGUUUUCACUCAGGUCUGUAGAUAGUUUUCACUCAGGUCCGCGCCAGUUAUUUUAGGCGGGAACUCUGGGCUGUUGUGGUUACAAUGUUGACAGCCGGCUGCCUAUAAAUACAGGCCGGCUGAGCUGUUCGCAGUCAGUUCUAUUCCAGCUUACCAUAAUAAAGAGCUACUUGAAGAAAUCGCUGUGCCGGCUGCUAUGUCAACCCACGACUCAACACUGGCGACGAGGAUGGGAUGGAUGGACAUCAGAGCACAGCCAGAUGCGGCCAGCCUCUGAACUGAGCUGAAUCACUGAGCUGAAUCACAGAGCGAAAUCACUGAGCGAAAUCACUGGGCAGAACCAAUUCAGAGCUGACUGUUCUGGCUAGAGCACUGUGUUCCAUCCAUCGCCCUUCACGCCGGCAUCGGAAUCAUGGCUUCACUUGUGCCUCUACUGCCGUUUGCGCCAGCCUCUGAAUCAUGGGACUCCUACCUCGCUCGGUUCGACUGCUACCUCCAAGCCAACGAGCUGACAGCAGUAUCAAAGGAUCGGAAGCGGGGCCUAUUCCUCAGCCUCUGUGGGCCUGAGGUGUUUGAGACGGCCCGAGCGUUGGUUGCGCCUGAAGCAGUCCAGGCAACACCAUGGGACACGAUCCAAGAGAAGCUCCGCAACCACUACGCACCAAAGCCGUCCAAGAUUGCUGCCCGCCAUGCGUUCUACCACCGGAACCAGGCAGAGGGGGAGUCAAUCAACAACUACACCACCGCCCUGCGACAGGCUGCAAUGCACUGUGAGUUCCGAGACUUAGACGAUGCCCUGAUGGAUCGAAUCGUCUGCGGGGUCCGGGACAUCCAUCUGCAACGGCGCCUCCUAGCCAAGCCAGACCUCACGCUACAGAAAGCCAUUGAGGAGGCUGUGGCCUCAGAAGCUGCUGAACGCUCCGCCCAGGAGAUCCGCAAGUCCAGCAGCCCGCGUCUUGCUAGGGAGCCAGUUCCGGUGCAUCAUGAAGAGGCCAGCAGUGAGGAGGCAUCCUCCAGUGAAGACGAUGACGUGCACCAGACAAAGCGGGAGCGCAGGAAGUUCCAACAGAAGUCCAAGGGCCAACCGGAAUGUGCUGGCUGCGGAGGCAACCAUUCCCGUGCCAAGUGUCGAUUCAGAGACGCCAUCUGUAGGAAGUGUUCCAGAAGGGGCCACAUCGCUAAGGUCUGCCGAUCGGCUCCGUCUGACACCCCCUUCAUCGACUCGCAAGUCCAAGUCUUCACUCCAGUCUGCCAAGGAAAGUUGUUUCGCUCUCACCAACUGCCGCUGCCCGUCUGGAACCACGAUUGGCCAAACCGACUCGCCUACGCGACGCAAGCUGAACGUCACGGUGCUCAUUGAAGGAGCUCCAUGUGACAUGGAGAUCGACACCGGGUCUGCCCUGUCCAUCGUGUCAUGGAGCACCAUCAAAAGACUGGUACCCAGAGUGUCCAAAAGGCAACUCGACUCUCACCGCGUACACCUGAGAGACUACCAGGGAAACGACAUUCCCGUGGUAGGCGUUGGCCGGUUCCGGAUCGCCUUCAAGGAUUUUUCGGGCCUGCUCCGGUUGGUGGUGGUCGAAGGUCAGCGGCCAAGCCUCCUAGGGCUAGACUGGUUUGAUGCCCUCGGCCUGGAAGUCACCGGCAUCAACUGCAUCUCUAAUGCAGAGACUGAGGGUCUGGUCAAAGACUUUGCCGAGGUUUUUGACGGCACCUUGGGCCAAUAUACAGGUACGCCCAUCUCCUUUAGCCUUGAUCCACAAGUCGCCCCCAUCAAGCUAAAGCCACGCCGGGUUCCCUUUGCUCUCAAGGCUAAGGUGGACGAACAACUGGACAAACUGAUCGCCCAAGGAGUUUUGGAGCCGGUUGACCACGCAAAGUGGGAAACCCCCAUCGUCACGCCUGUCAAGCCAGAUGGGUCGGUGAGAAUCUGCGCUGACUACAAGUGCACGAUCAACAAGGCACUUCAGCAGCACGCUUAUCCGGUUCCUGUUGUCCAACACCUGCUGCAUUCCCUGGGUGAGGGUAAGGUCUUCGCUAAGCUGGACCUUGCCCAAGCCUAUCAACAACUGCCAGUCGAUGACGCCACUGCUGAAGCCCAGACGAUCGUCACCCACCGGGGGGCAUUCCGUUGCCGCCGGUUGCAGUUCGGGGUGAGUGUGGCUCCUGGCAUCUUCCAAAGCCUUAUGGAGCGUCUCCUGCAAGGGCUUCCAGGCGUGGUACCAUAUUUUGAUGACGUCUUGGUGUCUGCAGACUCACACCAGCAGCUGUUCGAGCGCCUCCGUGCCGUGCUGACCAGGUUCCAGGAGGCCGGGCUCAAGGUAAAGAGGGAGAAGUGCCAGAUCGCCGUUCCACAGGUAGAGUUCCUGGGCUAUCUUAUCAAUGCCUCCGGUCUUCAUCCAACCACAUCCAAGAUCCGCGCUAUCCAGCAGGCCCCCACUCCAAAGAACAAAACAGAGUUGCAGGCAUUCCUGGGGCUGCUGAACUUUUAUAACAUGUUCCUGCCCCACAAAGCCACAGUGGCUGAGCCUCUUCACCGACUCCUUAGCACUAAGACGCCUUGGGCCUGGGGUCAUCGGGAGACGGCGGCCUUCAACGCGGUCAAGGCUCUCCUUUCUUCAGACAGUGUGCUGGUACAGUACAGUGAAUCCAGACCGCUGGUCCUUGCCUGCGACGCCUCACCUUUUGGCAUCGGGGCUGUCCUUAGUCACCGUUUUCCAGAUGGAAGAGAAGCACCGCUCGCCUACUUUUCCAGGACACUAUCUCCAACGGAACGGAAUUACAGCCAGCUCGACAAGGAGGCAUUGGCACUUGUGGCUGGAGUGAAGAGGUUCCAUGAAUACCUCUAUGGCAGGACUUUUGACCUCAUCACUGACCACAAGCCACUCCUGGGCCUCCUCGCCGGUGAUCGUCCAACUCCACCGGUCCUCUCACCACACAUGCUGCGAUGGACUGUUUUCCUGGCUGCCUACCACUACCGGCUCAUCCAUCGCCCGGGGAAAUCGAUGGGCCAUGCCGACGCCCUCAGCCGUUGCCCUCUUCCAGCAUUUGUGGAAGACCCGGCUCCAGCUUCAUCGCUCCUUCUGAUUGAGGAUCUUCCGGCAGCGCCUGUAUCGGCUGCCACUGUGGCCUCCGCAUCUGCCCAGGAUCGCACCAUCAGCCGGGUGCUCAACUGGGUGUGGAGGGGGUGGCCACAAGGGCCCUUUGCAUCGGAGUUCCAGCCCUUCGCAACCAGACAACAUGAACUCUCAGCUCAUCGCGGCUGUCUGCUGUGGGGAGACCGCGUCGUGAUUCCCCAGGGACUCCGUCAGCGCGUCCUGGAGGCUCUGCACGUUGGCCACCCGGGAAUUGUCAAAAUGAAGGCGUUGGCUCGGUGUUACGUCUGGUGGCCUAAUAUGGACGAUGCCAUCACUGCCUGGGUGUCCGCCUGUCAAGCGUGCCAGGAGUCGAGGCCUGCACCACCGGCAGCUAAGGGACACACCUGGGAGACGCCAAAGACACCCUGGUCGAGGGUGCACAUCGAUCUGGCUGGCCCCUUUCACGGCCGGACCUUUAUGGUAGUGGUGGACGCCUAUUCCAAAUGGCUGGAGGUCGCCCUGAUGCCCUCCACCACUACCGAAGCUGUCAUCCGGGUGCUGCGAGGCCUGUUUGCAACGCAUGGGUGUCCUGAUGUCCUUGUCUCUGACAACGGACCGCAGUUCACGUCAGGCACGUUUGAGCGAUAUCUUUUGGGACUGGGCAUCCGCCAUGCCCUAACGGCACCCUUUCAUCCAUCCAGCAACGGGCAAGCGGAAAGAAUGGUGCGCUCGACAAAAGAGGCACUGGCGCGCCUGGACCGGGGAGACUGGCAUGAGCGGGUCGCCGAAUACUUGUUCGUGCAACACAUCACCCCUCACGCGGCCACAGGGAGGAGUCCUGCUGAACUGCUUAUGGGCCGCCGCCUCAGGUCACCGCUCGACCGGCUACACCCAGACUUUGCCGUGGCUGAACCCCCAGGCUGUGCCAACGCACCACGGUCAUUUGUCCCAGGAAACCAGGUCUUUGCCCGGAACUAUGUGGGGGACAUCCCUUGGGUGCCAGCCACAGUAGUGGGAGUCACUGGACCUCGCUCGUACCAGGUGGCACUCGAAGACGGACGCUUGUGGCGACGGCACAUAGACCAGCUUAGGCACAGGGUUGGGGACUUGGACACUACCGAGGUGCCCCCAACUGCGCUGGCGGCUCCAGAAGAGACACGUACAGAUGGCGAGGCCCCACCUACACCUCCCUCGCAAACUGCCAGCGUGGAGCCGAACCAAGCCGUUUCAGAACAGGCUCAGACCACUCCACUUGCGGAGGCUCCACCCACAGCAGCGGAUCCAGGGGAGUUGGUUCCAACGCCACCUAGGGUCGCACCACAGCCUCAGCGAGAACUGUGUGGCCCUCCGGACUUGGCUACCAGCCCCCGGCGGUCUGGCAGAGUUUCCAAGCGCCCAACUCAUUUAAAGGACUAUGUUGUUGGACAGGUAUCACUGUUGGUCUAA
This is a messenger RNA of Podarcis lilfordi (Lilford's wall lizard), 19894 nucleotides long. The record is from the annotation of a GenBank genome assembly. NCBI's taxonomy places the organism in Eukaryota, Metazoa, Chordata, Lepidosauria, Squamata, Lacertidae.